Messenger RNA from Striga asiatica, 1139 nucleotides. The record is from the annotation of a GenBank genome assembly. Lineage: Eukaryota; Viridiplantae; Streptophyta; Magnoliopsida; Lamiales; Orobanchaceae.
AACUAGUGAUUUGUGAUAUCGUGGGAGGGUAAAAGCCAACAAGCACUCGGCCACACUAAUUUUAGAAAUGGAUGACACAGAGUGAUCAUAUGGAUCUCUUCUUGACAACACACGACCCACAACAAUUACUAACCCGUUUACAUACAAUAAAAGCCCACAUAGAGCUGCUGAUCCGUUAGUCUCCUCCUCAACAGCAAAUAAGCUCACUCGGCAAUCGAUUCUCUGUGUUGAAACAGGAAAAAAAAAAAUGGGUCGGAAAAAGGGAGUGCAUCUGGUGCACGACGGGCCGCCGGACGACUUCGAUCCGGAGAACCCGUACAAGGACCCGGUGGCCAUGCUCGAGAUGCGGGAGCACCUCGUCAGGGAGAAGUGGAUCGACAUCGAGAAGGCCAAGAUCCUGAGGGAGAAGGUCCGCAUGUGCUACCGCAUCGAGGGGGUCAACCACCUCCAGAAGUGCCGCCACCUCGUCCAUCGCUACCUCGACGCCACCCGCGGCGUCGGCUGGGGCAAGGACCACCGCCCCCACGCCCUCCACGGGCCUAAGGUGGUGGAGACGCCUGCUGAGUGAAGGGGGGAUCCACGGUUGGGAAUAAAUUUGAGGUAAUCAAUUGUACUGCAGGAUAAUGUAUGUGGAGAAUUUCUGCAUGUUUAUCAGGUUUGUUCAUUGGCUAGUAGCCUUUAUCUUUGUUAAGUGCUACUCUGAAAUGUAUGCCUUUAGUUUGGUCCAGACAUUUGAGGCUGUGUGGUAAACCCACUUUUUAAUCUCAGGCUUUCUGUACUUUGUGAAAGUGAUGAGAGCUUCAUAUCAAAUAAUAAAAAACAGAAUGAUCUCUCUAAUUCUUUUCUAUCAAAUUUUUUUUGUUGUCUUUGUUGAUGAAUGGUUAUUGUGCUCCUUACACUCUUGGUGCUUUAAAAUGGUAAAUAUAGGCUACUACAGUGAGUGUAGUUGAGUUCAUAUUUUGGAUUCAGACGUGUUCUUAUUUUUACUUGAUGGCUCUUAGGGCUGUCCUAAUGAUUGUGUUUGGGUCAGUGACUCAAAUAAGAACGAUGGAUGGUUGUGAUUAAAGAAGUAUAUGCUCAUCUAGGUUAAAGAUUGAUUGAAUAACUGUGUGCACUGUGAUUGAGUGGCUUUGUUAAUA